Messenger RNA from Python bivittatus (Burmese python), 5950 nucleotides. The record is from RefSeq and is a predicted model, not a curated record. Lineage: Eukaryota; Metazoa; Chordata; Lepidosauria; Squamata; Pythonidae.
GAGGAAAUCUGAAUUAAGAGUGGAGAGCAGCAGCCAAGGGCUUUGGGGCAGACGGUCAGUGAACGGGGAGAAAGGUUUGCCUUUCUUGGGGAAGGACUGCGAUCCUGAACCCUUUGGCUGGAAGUAAGACGAGACCCUGGAAUCAGCGGCGCUUACUUCCACGUGAAUCGCGGGGGAAAGGGUGGUUGAGUUCUCGGGAUCGUCCUCCCCGUUUAAGCAGUAGGUGAAAUACAGUGUGCUGAAGGGGAAAUCGGAACCGAAGGAGAAGAGUUUUGAUCCAGCUGCGCAACUGAAGGCAAUCGGCGUCGAGCGGGUGAGAGAGGGCAACGGGUACGGAAGGCAAGCAGAGCGGGAGGAACCGAGGGCUCGGCGGAGAUACCAAAUGCCAGGCUGACUGCGGAGCGCAGGCACGCAAUGGCCGCUGCCGGAUAGGAUCGGAGGCGCCGCGAUGACUUUGGUGCUGCCCCUGAGCAGCUUCUGCGAGCCCAUUGUCUCUUCCGAAGGAGCCGGCGAGUUCCAGCCGCUAUGGGAAGCGCGCUGUAGCAAUAAGAGCAGCCCCGCCUCGGAUGCCGCCGCCGCCGCCGGCAGCAGCACCGGGCAGGCGCAACAGCAGCCGCCGCCGCAGGGCAGCGACGGCCGGACACCGGCUGGGCAGCCUCCACCCUCAGGACUACACCACAGAGGGAAUUCAAACCCUAUAGCAACAUCUAAGAUCACAUAUUUUAAAAGAAAAUAUGUGGAAGAAGACGAUUUUCAUCCCCCACUCACUAAUUGUACACCCAAAACAAUCUCUGUAUUUGAGGAGCGGGCACAUAUUCUUUACAUGUCUUUGGAAAAACUGAAGUACAUUGAUGACCCUGAAGUCUACCUAAGGAGAUCUGUUCUUAUAAACAAUUUAAUGAAGAGAAUUCAUGGAGAGAUUAUCAUGCAAAACAACUGGUGUUUCCCUAGUUGCUCUUUUGGAGGUACUUCAGCUCAAGAGUGGUUCAUGUCUCAUGACUGUCCUUAUAGGAAGCGUCUUCGGAUGGCACGGGAAGACUGUGAAAAAAUCCACACAUGCUGUUUUUAUCAAGAAUGUGGCAGCCAUUAUUUAAGUUUACCAUUAUCUACUAAUUCUGCAGUGGGGAAUUCCACCUCUUCUUCUGUGUCUUUGCCAAGUUGUUCCCAACAAGUGGAAUAUGGUAUCAACAGUUCCCCUGUUUAUAGGAGUGAUGAGCAGAUACACGCCAAUGAAAUUUUCAUUACAAAUGCUGGGCCACAUGGUAAUCAGGACAAGUCAAUAUUAAGUAAUGAGAAAGGAGGCCAUGAUAUGGAUAGAGAACGUGCUUCAGACUGGGAACCUAUGAAAAGUGAUCAUGGCAUAGAAUGUAAAAACAAAUAUUACAAUUAUUUUGACAUGGGUCAUGAUGACAAGAACAACAUGAAUGAAUCUUGGAAGAAGUGUUUACGAAAAAGGGAGUGUUUACCAGGUAGCAAAGUAUGUUGCAGUAAAGGAAAUAAAAUAUGAACCAUCUUCUGAAUAAUUUCAGUUUAGAAGCAAGCACAGUGUGUUGACAUUAUCAGAAAAAAAUCAUUUUGGAUCAAUUUUCUUAUGCUUUUAUAGAACUAAUACAAUUGUGUCAUAAGCUUCAUGGAUACAUUCAGUGACUGUGGAGCAGAUUCCAUCAAAGCGUAUGUAUGGUCUGCAUCAUGAGCUAUUUAUAAAUACAUGGGAUCCUCAUAAAGAGCACAGUUGCAUUGUAUACUUCCAUUGCUGGAAGAACCAAUAAACCAUAUGGAGAAAACAUAAUCCCUUUCAUGUAUCCCUUUGGGAACCUGACAUGAAUUAAGAGGAAUCUUCUUUAUGCUUAUCAAUUAAUUAUACAUUUGAUAAGCAAAUUGUUACCAGCAAAGGGGAAGAAUACUUUUUGCCCAUCAAAAUGGCUAUGAGAAGGACUGCAUAGAAAUGAAAUGGAAUAGGCCCACCUUAUGGUCCAGUACUGACAUUAUUCUAAUGUAUUUAAGUCUGGUUUAAUUGAUAGGGUACAAUAAUACCUUUUUAUGGAGACUUAAUCUGAAAUGCUACAUACAGCUCCAGCACAUGCACAGUUUUCAGCUAAGCUGCAAGAAUGAACAAGCCUUAUAGUGGUUUAUUGCUAUAAUGGCAGAGGUUUUUUUUGGUGCCUUACUUUUUAUCUUAAUUUUUCCAGGGUGAAAAUUAAGUUUAAAAAAACAGCUACAGCAGGGAUGUAAUCUAAACAGGAAAAAAUAAUAACAGGGUGGAUCAAAUAUUAUUAGAAUUCUGUCUCCUUUGAAAUACAAAGCUUGAUUUCCUAUUCAAAUGCCGCUAGUCAUUCUUUUUGCUCAGUCGCUUUUUGAUUUGCCAUUUUUAGGAAAGGAUUGAAGGAAAAAAAAAAAAACACAAUAGAGACGUGUCUCUUGUAAACAAGCAUUAGCUCCUUGAAUAUUUCUAUGGCAACUGUCUGUUGCUUUGAUAUUUUUUUUCCUUUUUCUUUCUAGCAUAAUGAAGUUCAUGAACCAGUGGCAUGCUUUAUACUUUACUCUGUUUCACAUCAUUUUCUCUUUUCAAAAAAUUGUAAAGAGCAUGUACUGGGUUUUCAUAUAACUUUAGGGUUUUUUUUAUUUUGGAAAAAAGCACAAUGUUAAUAAAUGAUGUGGUGAUAUAAGAUUUUUAUCUGAAAUGAAUGUAAGAGUUUCAAUCUGUUUUUUUUUUUAAGAUUAUCUUGGAGAAAGAGGGGGAUAAUCUUCAAUUAUUAGGACUACAUUUUGGUCAUUUCUGGAUUUCUCCAUUUUAAAAAUGGUCUGGCUAAAGUUCAGUAUCUUUAAUUCCAGGUAAAGCACACAAUGAAUUCGGUUCCAUUUAAAUGUAAUUUUUAUAGCUGAAAGAAUCAAUAAAUGGGGGUAAUCAUUAUUAUAUGACUUGACCACUUAAAGUUCUGCCUGAAUUAGGAGCAAUCAUAAUUCCAGCAAAUACUUCAUUUUUGCUGGAUCAUGCCCUUAUUUUUUUCAGCAAAGAGUGAAGAAUUUUCAUCUGGAUCCAACUUAUGCUUCAGUAGAAUUAUGUUCCUAAUUUAUCAACAGAGAUUAUACAGUUAUAACUUCCAGUGUUCAAAAUCUGCCCACUUAAUCCCCCUAAAAACUAUUUACAUUUUUCUCAACAGCUACAUGAAUUAUUCAAACAAUUAUAAAAUAAUUUUCAGUUCCUAUGCCUUAUCCCAUAACCUAUAAUUCCUGUUACUCUGCAUGUACAUCUUUGAUGCAAUUAAUUAUGAAAAGCAUGAAAUCUUGGAUGGAUUGUUGCUUCCUUUGUAUAGAACAUGCUUUGCAUAUAAAAGAUCUUAGAUUCAUUCCUUACAUUUCUCUUUAAAAUAUGAGGUGACAGAUUAAGCAAAAGUCUUCUGCCAGAAAAUCACUGCCAGUCAGGGUAGACAAUACAGGGUUAAAACACAGUUUCCUUUCCUACAUUCAGCAUCUGAUAUGGAAGCAAUUUAAUUUAAUUGCAAAUACUGGGAGCUGAAAUGUCUACUUUUUGACACUAGGAACUAGCUAAAGUCCCAUCUAUUAGCUUGUGUUAAGUGUAUAGCUUCUUUCUAAUCUCUUCGUCAUCAUUAUCUACAGAGAGUGGAUUCGUAGACUACACUAAACCAUAAUGUAGUUUGUUUUGAACUUAGACUGUUGUGAGACCAAUUUAGCUUAGCAUUGUAUAAACCAGUCAAUUUGGACAACAAACUAUUGGUAAACUGUGUAUUAGUGCAAUUUAUGAAAAAAAUCUGAAUCAGCUGCAUAUUUGAUGCGGAUAAGAGGUAGCAUUAUCUAGUAGGGUAGCUUCAAUAUAUAUUUCUUCCGUAAGAUACACACUCAAUAAUCCUUAUCUGUCUUAAAUACUUGCUUAACUUAAUUACCAUUGUAGAAAGAAUAUUCUAAAUAUCCAAAGAGAAAACAUCAAGAAAAGUUUAAUUUAACUGGGAGUACAGAUUUAAUUUAAAUUCACUGCAUCCAUGACAGAUAAUUAGCACAGUUUUAUAGGAGAGUCUAAGAAAUCUAGUUUAUCAUCAUCAGUAUGUCCCUGUAUCAGGAACCAAGCUUUCCCUACAGGAGUCUGGCAAGCAAGGGAGCUAGAGAUAGGAUAUUGGGGGUGGGAGUGGGGGUGUCAGAAAAGUCAUGAUGGUCCUUUGAUUGCACAGUCAUGGCUACCAUCUUUACUUUUUUUUACCCUUCCUGUAGACACCCCUGGUUAGAGAUUAGGAUCUCUCAUAAGGCUGUGUGGCUAUUCUGCUGUGUAUGAUAGAAUAGAGAGGAAGGCUGCUGAAGUAGCAGCUCAUUUGCUGGGAUCCAAGACUCACCAGGAAAAUCUUAACUCCCUUGGCUCCACAUCUAAGGACCAGGAAGCAGUCAGAUGAGGUAGAUGGGAAACAUUUCAGCUCUAAUAGUCAGGAAAGGGCCUGCAGUACAUUGUGUUGUCACCUUUAAAAAGAUGUCAUUUACAUUACAUGACUCUGUCUUCAACUUUCUUCUGUACUUAGGAAAUGCAAAGAUUUCUAGGGCUGGGGCAUUCAAUGUGGUGUUGGUGGGCACCAUAACAAUGAUCAGGCCAUAUUGUGACACCCACUGGACUCUUUCUUCCCUAUGCAAACAAAUGGAAUCAUAUCAUUUACUUGCACUGGGAAGAUAAAAUUCUGCCCUAUUAAAAAUGGGGGCCACCAGGGACACUUAUAGAAAAGAAUUUUGUCACCAAAUGGACUUUUCUCUUUAUUUCCAAUUAAUUUUAAGUGGAGAAGAACGCCCCCUGCCAGACUAAUAAAUGGACCAUUCUAUUUUCUUUUUCUUGCUUAUUUUUUCUCUCUUUCCUUUCCCUCUAUUUUUGUUUUGUAUAGGAGAAAGGAAAACAGAGAUAAAGUGAAUAGGAGAAUUUCCAACUUUUGUGAUUGACUGCACUGACCAACAGUCUGUGGUGUGUUCUCAUGACAUAAACAAUCAUCCACUCCCCCUUCCCCCAAUAAUAGACAUACCACGGUGUGCCAGCAGCAGCUGAAUGAGAAUAGAUGGGUCUGUGUGUUGGUGGCCAAUUUUAGAAUCCUCCUAGCUUCUGCAAAAGGAAACAGGGAGGCUCUCAGUCCCUGCUUUGCUUCCCUUCCAGUUUUUCAAAGUCUGAGUAAAAAAAAUUAAGAAACCCACACAUGCUUGAAAUUAAGGUUUAGGGUAAGGGAUUUUCUUACCCAGAUCCCAUCCAUUUCUGGUAAUUCUUCAUUCCCCAUGUGGCCACAAGGAGGUGGAUUAAAAACCAAAAUAACCAUAGAAAUUGAAUGCAUAGACAACCCCCCCCUUUUUUUUACAGGACCUCUCUAGGACUUUGUCUUUAUUUUAGAUGAGAUAGGAAUUAGCUAACCAUCUGGCUAGCAGUCUUGAAUGGAGUUAAUUUAACCUUAGGCAAGACUGUGUCUCUUUAGAUCUAAAUCCAACCCCCAAAGAUUAGCUGAUUGGGUCAACUCACACAUUUUUUAAUGCUCCUAUGACACAUACAAUGUCCAGUGUAUGAAUAUUCAUGCUUCCCUCUCCCAUGAUAGCCAUUUUAUUGCUAUGUCACAACUGUAUGACAUGUGCCCAUAGGUCCAGAAGCUGGGGGAGAAUUAAAUAUAAAAUUGAUCUAUGCCAGUAUUGGAAAUUUUACAAGGCUAGCAUUUCCAUUUUUAAAAGGUUGUCCCACCUUUUUUCUCCAAGACAAAAGCAUUUUUAUUAUUGCUAUCAAUAUUAAAUAUAGGUCUCAUUCAUACAGUGUAUGAGUAGGAUCAUUUAGUCAUUUGUCCACAUGGACCAAUUUUUUAAAAAGCUGACUUUUCUUGUGUUAUAUUCAGUUGAGAACAGAAAGAUCUGUUCUUUUUCCAAUAUAUGUCAAACUUUGGAUGUUUUAAGCUUAGAUAUUUAGGUAUUUGUAUACUAAGGUGAUGUUGUA